UUGUUAUUUUAAUUUGGGGCUUUUGUUGUAAACAAUAAUUAACACAUUAAACUUAAUCACUAAUUUAAUCUCAAUCAUCAUUAAUGUUAUUUAUGUUUUUUUAAUUAAUUUGGUGUCAAUCUAAGCAGUGGUACAAGUUGGUGUCAAUAAUUGUAACACUCCUCAAAGUUGGCGGUAAUGGUUGUAAUUUUGCCAUUUGUGUUGCACUAGUAUUAUGUAGAACAUUUUAGUAUUUUUGUCAUCCAAACAAUUUCAUCAUGUCAUUGUUGUAAAAUAAAUUCUAAUGAAUACUCGUGUAUUAGCUAGAAGAUUACUACAUGUAACACAUUGCAAAACUUUUUCAAUUUUAAAGCUAUGCAUAUGUACAACAUAUGGAGUACAAUAAUAUUGAAAAGAAAUAAAUAUAAAUAUUGAUUAAUUACCUAAUCUCAUUUUUUUUUUCCUAAUAAAUUCAAUUUCAAAUAUCACCAUCAAGACAUCUAGCCAAAUCAUGUACACUCAUCCUUCAAUUCCAUACCCAAUGUGGCAAUGUCCAAAUUCCAUGAUCCAUCUCUCCCCACCAAAAAACCCUAUCAACACAAAUGGAAUAAAAUAUCACAAAUUAAAAUACUCAAUAUUCCCAUGAUUCUCCCUCUCUCAAAAAAAAAAAAAAUACCAAACUUCAAACCAAAUCUCACACUCAAAAUCCCCAAACUACCCUUCAACCUAAACCCACCACCCUUCAAUCAACACCCCCAUUUUCGUAAUUUCACACACCCAAACUUUCAAAAAACAAACAAAAAAAAGAAUCCGGUCUUUAAAAACGCUCUUUUUAAUUUUCAAUUUAAAAAAUCUUCAAAAAUAGGGCGCCAAAACCCUGUUUUUCCCUCCCGCGCCACCUUCCUUUUCUAUUAAAACCUCUCUUUUCUUCUCUCAAAAAAGCCCACCAAAAUCCUCCAUUUUUUCUCUCUCUACUUUCUCUCUCUUCAAAAUGCGCCACCACAUCGCCGCCGCUUCCUCCGCCCCAACAACCCCAGUUACUCCCUACUUAGAUCCCACCAAACGCGCCAAAAAACGCGGGAGUUACAACUGCGGUCGAUGUGGCCUUCCCAAAAAAGGCCACGUGUGCGAAGGCACCACCACUAACACCACCACCACCUCCGCCGCCGUCAUUGAUUCUCCGGCGACUCCCCGACCGCCGCCACCUCGGACCCAACGAGCGUUAUCCUUUGACGAUGUCGAGGUCGGGGAUUCGUCCGAUACCGAGGCGGCGGCUGUUGGGUUAGGGCCGAUUGAUGAGGGGAUAGAUGAUGAUGAUGAUUACUUUGAUGUUGAUGAAAUUGUUGCUGGUGGGUUGCCGGCUGGUUGUGUGUGGGAGGUGAUGAAGAGGUUGCCGCCUUCAUCGGUGAUGUUGGCUUCUGGGGUUUGUAAAGAGUGGAGAGAUAUAGCGGGUCGGGUUUGGAAAUCGACAAAGGAGUUGCGGGUUCGGGUACCCGCUAAUGGGUCGGUUGGGUUUGUUGGGUCGGUUUUGAAGAAGUGUUGUUCGUCUCUUGUUAGGAUCUCUCUUCGGAUGGAGAGUGAUGUGGAUGCAACAAUGCUGGCUUGCGUUGCGUUCUCUUGCCCUAAUCUGGAAACCAUGGAGAUCUCUAUGUCAGAGUCAUCAAUUAACCGUAUAUCUGGAGAUGAGCUGGGUCGUUUUGUUGCUGAUAGACGGUGUCUUUCUAGUCUUAAGAUGGAAGGAUGCUCUAAUCUAGGAUCUGUCAUUAUCUCUUCAAGUAGUCUUUCUACACUCUGGCUUUCUGAUCUUCAUUCUCUAUCGAAGACGAUUAUCAACUGUCCUAAUUUGAGGGAGAUUUCUUUGAAUUUUUCUCAUCAAGAUAAUGACAGUACUGAUAUCACAACCAUGAUGGACAACUUGGGAAAAUUCUGCCCAAGGUUGCAGAACAUUCAUGUUGCAUCCCCUAGAUUAUCUCAUGCUACUGUUCUUGCUCUCUCGGCAGCAAAUUUGAGGGGACUGAGAAUGCUCUCAUUAGUGUUGGGAUCUGGCAUCACUGAUGCGUCUGUUGCUGCUAUUGCUUACAGCUUUUCAAAGCUAGAGCUGCUUGACUUGAGUGGGUCUAGCAUCACUGAUAGUGGCAUCGGAAUGAUAUGUAACGUGUUCUCCCGAACUUUAUCAAGAUUAUUGCUAGCGCUUUGCCCUAAUAUUACUUCAAGUGGUAUUCAAUUUGCCACUGCUCAAUUACCUCUUCUGGAGCUAAUGGACUGUGGUAUGUCUAUCUGUGAUCCUGACAUGGAUGAUGUUUCCGCGGAUGAGAGCAAUGAUAAUGAACCACAGAAAAGUAGCAAGUUGCAUCAUAUAUACCAGAAGCUUAUCAUCAAGCAUAGUCGGAUGAAGAAACUUAGCUUGUGGGGUUGUUCUGGCUUAGAUGCUCUAUACUUAAACUGUCCAGAGCUCAGUGACCUGAAUCUUACCUCUUGUAGAAAUUUGCACCCAGAGAGGUUACUUCUUCAGUGUCCCAAUUUAGAAAGUGUUCAUGCAACUGAUUGUGUAAAAUCGCUGCACGAGGUUAUUGAAAUACAGAUUGAAAAUGCUCCAUCAGAAAGCCAUUUACUAAGCAAACGAAUGGCUGAUGGAUCCAAGAGAGUUAGAGUUCCUCACAUUCUCAGCCAGCAGUUUAUGCAGCCUUCUGAUGGUAUCAAGCAAGGCCAAGCUCGAAAGCGAAGAUGUAUUGUAUUUAUGGGAUGACCCUCCCUGUGACUUAUGUACAUCAAUGUAUUUUAUUCUGGGGGUUGCAGUGAGUGUUAUACUAGGGAGUAGUUGGCUCCAUCCUUCGGUAAUUCGGUUACAUAACCCCAUUUGUCUUUCUUUCGUUUAGAUAACAGUGUAGACAGAAUAUUGGAUAAACAAAGUUGUUGAAGUUGCUUUGUAAUUCAUCAAAAAUAAAAUAGAAACUGUAUUUUAUAAACUGCUAAAUAAAUUUAAGUGUGUUCUUUCC
Molecule: messenger RNA, 2975 nt
Organism: Chenopodium quinoa (quinoa)
Lineage: Eukaryota; Viridiplantae; Streptophyta; Magnoliopsida; Caryophyllales; Amaranthaceae
Product: F-box/LRR-repeat protein 17-like
Exons: 11
Coding region: 971-2725 (584 amino acids)
Molecular function (GO): protein binding
Source: RefSeq, a predicted model, not a curated record